AUGCGCCUCCAAUACCUGACCUCGCCUGCGUCUCGCACGCUCACCAUUUGGCAGCAAUCGGGUUCCAUCGCUCUCGUGGCGGAGGCAUUGGAUGCACUUAUUGAAAAGCAACAGUGGCGCCAGCUUCUCCUUCACCUCUGCGACUCGGCUGAGGAAAGCUUUUUUCUGAACCGUGCUCUUCGUCGCCUCUCUGAUGCCGGACACUUUGAGCAAGUUGCUUCCAUGCCCCGCCUCGAAGCUGAUCUGGAACUCUUCACAGAUGUGGUGCAAAAGCUGGUGACCAGCCUCUAUCAAACGCAUGAUCUUGAGGAGUUGAAGCGUCGCCAGCAGCUACUGACCAAGCUGGCCUGCAUUAGCCUCCAAUCCUACGCCUUUGUUCAAAGCCUCCUGCGUGGUCUCAGCGAAUCCAGUGAGGGUGUUCAUGCCCUCCUUGCCGAGUCCACAGCUGACAUCAUUCUACAACAAGUGCAGGCCCGUGGCAUGUCGGUGGGGCAUAUUCAUGCGCUCAUGCAGUCCAAGCUGCAUGCCCCCUCGGAAUCACUUUCCAUCCUAUCGCGCCUAACCCAGUCCUCGUCGCUGGCCAUGGCGGACGUGGCUCGACUUUAUCGUUGUUACACCGACGAGCGCGAAGUAACGCCCCCCGCUGGCUUGCUGCACAACGGAUUGCUUCUUGACAAUUUGUUGAACAUCAUGUUUGGUGGAGGCUUUGUUAAUCCGGAAUAUCGCGUCUACUACGCCACCCUUUUGACGUGGUCAAAAAUCAGUCCUCAGCUGCCUUUACUCAACCAGCUUUUGUGUCUUGCCUGCGUUGAAAAGGCGAUUGCGGCAUAUUUUCCAGCCGAAGUCACACCUGCAGACUUGGAGCAAGACGAUCAGUACCUGGCACACCGCAAUGCCAUUGUGACGGCCCAUGAAAUUCUGGAGCGUGCCACUUUUGUACCGUCUUCCAUCGAGAAACUACGACCAACGCUCGACUACGCUGUGGUAGCCCAGGGCUUGUUACACUGGAUGGCGAGUUCGACGGCAGACGGCGGCCUGGUCUCAAAAGCGUCCUCAUCGGGCUUGGUGCAGCUCUUGCUUGGAUUGAUUGACGAAAUUGGCGAACGGUACCCCCAAAUGCUCACAUCGUGCCUACAGAUCGUGGUGGGAUGGUUGACGGUGGGCACGGCCACGGAUGACUCGACUGGGCGACAACUGCAUCGACGCACUGCGGAGCGGCUAAUCGUAAUGGUUGGCCGCGGCUACGUGUCGCCGGUUCUGGAGGCGGUGGCAACCCAAUUGGCAGAAGCUUGCCUGCCACCCUUUCAUGUGGCUUUUGUCAGCAAAGUCUGUCCAAUAUUCGAACAAGUUAUCAAGCAAGGGCCGUUGGCCAAGACCGCCGUCAUGGAGUCGGGCGGUCUCGUGUGGCUCAGCCUCUACAUUGCCAUGAACUUGGCCACGACGCUGUUGAACAAGGCGCUGUUGGACACGUACCAGCUACCGUAUCCAGACAUGCUCGUUCUGCUCCACUACACAUGCACAUUUAUCGGCGCCUCCGUCAUGGUUCAUGGCUUUCGUGUGAUCGAGCCAGCCAAGAUCGACCAGAGUGCACACAUCAAGCUCUUCCUUUUUAGCGUUCUCUUCAAUGUGAACAUUCUUGUCUCUGCCGUCUCACUCAACAUGGUCUCCAUGGCCAUGCACCAGAUUGUGCGUGCUCUGACCCCCAUGUUCACGGUGAUCAUCUGCUCUGUUUGGCUGAGCAAGUCCUACUCGAACAACGUCCUUGCGUCCCUUGGCGUCAUGUUCUUGGGUGUUAGCGUCUAUGCGCUCAAGGGUGAGGUUUCCUACACCCUCUUUGGGCUCAUUUUGACAGCCUUUGGUGCCUUCUUGGCAGCUCUCAAAGGCGUGGUCACCAACCAGUUUAUGGUUGGCGAUCUCAAGCUUCACCCCUUUGAUCUUCUUCAGUACAUGUCGGGCUAUGCCAUGGCCCAGAUGUUGAUCACGGUGUUGGCCAACGGCGAGAUGCAGGCGUGCUAUGAUCGCGUAUUGGAAACGGGAACCACAGAGACCUACCUCAUGAUCGCUCUGAAUGGCAGCGGUGCCUUUCUGCUCAAUGUCGUUUCCUUCAACGCAAACAAGAAGACCUCUCCCCUGGCCAUGAACAUUGGUGGCAUUGCCAAACAGGUUUAA
This is a messenger RNA of Monosiga brevicollis MX1, 2169 nucleotides long. RefSeq lists its product as uncharacterized. The record is from RefSeq and is a predicted model, not a curated record. Bases 1 to 2169 code for a protein of 722 amino acids. Gene Ontology annotation, cellular component: nucleus; NELF complex. Gene Ontology annotation, biological process: negative regulation of transcription elongation by RNA polymerase II. The transcript is spliced from 13 exons. Gene Ontology annotation, molecular function: RNA binding. NCBI's taxonomy places the organism in Eukaryota, Choanoflagellata, Craspedida, Salpingoecidae.